Molecule: messenger RNA, 1644 nt
Organism: Anopheles moucheti
Lineage: Eukaryota; Metazoa; Arthropoda; Insecta; Diptera; Culicidae
Gene: VhaAC45
Product: V-type proton ATPase subunit S1
Exons: 2
Coding region: 88-1257 (389 amino acids)
Cellular component (GO): proton-transporting V-type ATPase complex
Source: RefSeq, a predicted model, not a curated record
AGCAGCAGCGAGGAAAGACGAUUUCAUUUCUUGAUCAUUCCUGGCAGUGUCCACCUUCCAAAACAGCCGUCGCUUGGAUCGGAUAAGAUGGCCAAGUUAGGGGUUUCUGUGGCAGUGCUUCUAGCAUUUGCCGUUUUCGGCUGUGCUCGUGCUUCUUCCAAUGUUCCAGUUUUCGUAUGGGGCAAACCAUCUGUAACGUAUGUUCCGGCCCUCAACCGCUAUUCAAGCUCGGAAUUCGCAGCAUUGGUGGAAGCUCAAAUAGAUGAACAAACUUUCACGGUCGUGUUUGCGGAAGAACGGCUUUCGGCGGAAGAUCUCAGCCAGUGCAAGCUAAAGACGCAGACUUGCUUCAAGAAUUUGCAGAAAUUGGAACGUAAGUCGUAUCUUCCGAGUGUGGAGGAACCACUCAGUGUGCUGGAGGGUUCAAACGCCCAAAGUGUACAGCUGCUCUCCGAUGGAUCGCUCAGCGAACGCAUCGUACCACAGGCGGGUGGAAUUGUGGUGGUAAAUCUGUCAGGUGGUGAUUUUGCGUCACAUGAUGCCGUCAUCGAUGCACUGUACACGCGUCUACACAACGCCCACCCGAACAUUGUGGCCAUCUAUACCGCUAAAACACCAUCGUUCAGCUACUCCAGCUUGGUGCGUAAGACUCGCCAAACCGAACCAGAACCAGCACCAACAAAGGAGAUAUUGACGGCCGAUGGAUUCCUGAUGGUGUACGAAGAGUUCAAGUUCGGUCAAGCCGAUGCUGAAGAACUGACGUCCGCUAAGCUGGUUCAAGCUGCUAAGGUUGAAAACACCACCACCGAUGUAGUGCAAAUUCGUCUGACCGGUGCAGGUGCACAGGUGGAUCUGUUCUUCCUGCUGACCCAAGGCUCGUGGGAAAUCACGGGCGUGUGGUUCGAGAAUCAGGAAUAUUACCUGCGCCACCGGGUCCACGUUAACCAACAUUUCUCGUACAGCUGCAAUCAGUGGGAAUAUUAUUCGCUUGAUUUGCAGAAGAAAAUUGUCUUCCAGGAAGUCCAGCUGCAACCAUUCUGGCCGAAUGCGGAGGGUGAACCCGUGCCAACCAACCGGUUCGGUGACGCAUGGUACUGCGUUGGUUUUACCAGCGGUGGCAUCCUGUCCGGGCUGUUCCUCAUCCUUAUUUUCAUCAUAAUUGGCUCGUAUGGUAUCACCUGGAUGAUGGAUAUCCGUACGAUGGAUCGUUUCGAUGAUCCGAAGGGAAAAACAAUUACGGUGAAUGCCGCUGAAUAGAGCACCCAGCGUAAUUGGUCGUUCAUUGGUACGCAGCUUCCGUAGUAGUACAUCCGUUGGGCGAUGGCCUACUUCUGUGCCUUGCCUUGCAACGUUUGCACUUGGAAUGAUACAGAAAUGAAAUACAAAAGCCAUUCCGAAUAGAGCACUAUAACUUACCUGUUUCAUUGAGUAACUUACCGAAAAAUUAUUACAUUAACCAAGCUGAAAGGAUAUUUUGUUCCAAAAUUUAUCAACCGAGAUAAUUCUCUACGAUCUUGAUUUCAUUUGUAAAGAGCUUAACCAUUCUCAAAAAAACAAUCCUUUAAAUCCAUUUCUACUACGUUUGAAAAAUUCUUGAUUUACAAUUAAAGAACGCACUUUUAUCAAGGAAAUCACCAUACACUG